AUGCCAGCUCAGUAUGCAAAGUUUUCUUUUUCACUCGCAGACGUUACAUGUUUUGCUGAAACCGAUGAAACCGAUGAAACCUUUUUGACUAAGAGUAGGAUAUGGCAGGAUACAUUGAGCCUUCCGAGAAGUGCCCAGCUGCAGUGCAUUGCCUUCGCAUUUAGCCUACUUGGCUCAGAGAGUGUUACCACUUCGUCACUUUGGCCCGUGAGUCUUGGACAGAUUGACGCCAUGAGGGUGUGGCGAGUGUGCUUCCUUGCCUUGCUCUGCUCUGCAGGACUCGCAGUGCGAACUCGGCAUGGCAACACAUCAAAUUCAUCAAAGCCGGCUUCAAAGGUUCGGCCUCAGCUGCAGCUGAGCUUUGGCGGCAUUGUUGAGCUCAGCUCAGAUGGCUCCCAGCGGAUGAAGAUCUUGGCAGAGGAGUCCAAGCUGAUGAUCAUCAUGGAGGCGUUGAAAGCAUCCAAUCACUCAAACCCGACGGCAGUGCCCAACGACCGCACCAUUGUCGAUGUGAGUGGCUUUGCCAGGCAUGAACAUCAGCAUUUCUUCAAUGAGACGGUCUGCUAUACAUUUGACCUCUUCCCUGGUGAAGGAGUGAUGCUUCCAAGCCAGUGGCAGUGGAAACAUUUGGCAUCCCAUGGUCAGCUAUUUCGGAAUGACAAGGAGGAGGACAAGGACGACGAUGAAGAAGAGGAGAAGCCACCCGAGAACCGGAGCGAUGACAUCAACGCCACCGAGAAGAGCAUCAUGAUGAAAAAGGAAAUCAAGAAGUUGAUUUUCUUGAGUGCGAUGAGUGAUGUUUUUGGAGCUCCCCUUCAGUUCUACGACCGAGCCUCUGCAGUGGAAGGAGUGCAGCAGAUAGCAGGGAAACAUUGCACAGUUUGGCAAUUGAAUGAAUCCAGAACAAUGCGUAUGGGCCGCCUUGUCGAGGCCGGUGAUGGGACCGAGGGAUGCUCCGAGCUGGUCAAUGCAAGCUGCAAAGCUGGGGAAUGGGCAUCUUUGUUUCUAAGGCAUUCUCUUGGUGAUCGGCCCAGCAUUCAACUCCAAUCCUUACUCACACAGAGGGCAGGCCUUGGCAGAGGUCUGGCCACUAUGACGGCAAUCUUUGAUUUCUGCGUCACCGAGCAAGGGGAGUUGUUGUCAACUGAGGCUUUGUACAAGCUCACUUACCAGCGGAAGGCAGAUGAGACUCACAAUGAGACUCGCAGGACCAAUCAAUCAGCGGUUGCCUCCCGUGCAGUAAGUCGCCAGGAGGCCGAGGAGGCUGGCAGCUACACGGUCUUCGAGCGGAAGUCAGGGAGUAAGUUGAUUCAAGCACUUCCGAGGCCCAAUGGUCUUGAACUUUCGGCGACCUUUGGGGUGGCUGGUGGGGAGUGCGUGAACUUGAAGCAGGGCCGCGUGGGGCAGAAGGAGCUGGAUGCCGAGUUGAAUGGAAAAGAUCGCUUGCAGCGGAUUAAUCGCGAGGCCUCUGGUCAUUGGGAAACCGAUGCCUAUGACUUUUGGGAUGGUGUGAAGGUCAAGGAGAUGCUCCCGUCGCUGGGCACCGAGAUGGGGCCCUUGAAGCUUCCGCUUCGGAGCGCGCCAGCGAGCUUUCUGCGGAACGGCUCCUCGCCCCCCGAGUCCUUCGAUGCGCGAGCGCACUGGCCGAAGUGCAACUCCAUCGGCCUCAUCCGAAAUCAGGGGCCCUGCGGAUCGUGCUGGGCUGUGGCUGCAGCAACGGUGAUGACUGAUCGCUUUUGUGUUGCAGCCAUGCAGCACCAGAGCUGGAUGCAGAUCGCGGCUUCUGAUGAUCAGCUCGAGGAUUUGGAAGCUCUUUGCCUGUCUCCGGAACUGAUGGUGCAGUGUGAUGAUACCAACAAUGGAUGUGGUGGCGGCCGUUUGGACGAUGCCUGGAUCUUCCUGAAGAACCACGGGAUUCCCAAGGAGACUUGUGCUCCCUACAUGCAUUGCCCUGUGCCCAUCCAACGAUCCUGCGAGUACGGCUGGGAGAAGAGGCCUUUCAUCCCUUUGACUGCGACAGCUGAACAGAAGAAGGAGAAGAAGAUUUGCUUUGGCCGCUGCGCUGAUGGCUCCUCCAUGAGUUUCUUUAAAGUUGGUGAGGCCUACGCCGCAGCCCGGCCACGUGAUGUGCAAGCCCUCCAGCGGGAAGUCAUGCAGGGCGGGCCAGUGGAGGUGGCCUUCUUCGUAUUCUCAGACUUCAUGAGCUACAGGAGUGGUGUCUACUUCCGAACCCCGGGUGCUUAUGGACCUUUGGGAGGACAUGCAGUCCGCCUACUUGGUUGGGGAACGCAGGAGGAGUUGAAGAAGGAACCCGUGGACUACUGGCUCCUGGCCAACUCUUACUCACCCCUGUGGGGGAUGCACGGGCUCUUCAAGAUGCGUCGUGGGCAGAACGAGUGUGGCAUCGAGUCAACCCCGGCCGCUGGCACGCCAGACUUGGACACCCUUUUCCCAGUAAAGGCUGAGGAGAGUUGA
Molecule: messenger RNA, 2475 nt
Organism: Durusdinium trenchii
Lineage: Eukaryota; Dinophyceae; Suessiales; Symbiodiniaceae
Source: the annotation of a GenBank genome assembly